Molecule: messenger RNA, 1692 nt
Organism: Lottia gigantea (owl limpet)
Lineage: Eukaryota; Metazoa; Mollusca; Gastropoda; Lottiidae
Exons: 8
Coding region: 1-1692 (563 amino acids)
Source: RefSeq, a predicted model, not a curated record
AUGUCCAAAGUUUUGCCAAAUAGUGACAGUGAAUAUCUGGAAUCUGUGUUUCUUGAUGAGGACAAAUUGUCAACAGAACAAAAACAACCUUCAGAUAGAAGCCAAGAGAUACUGGGCACUCCAAUACCAGGAACAGGCUUCAGUAAUGUUCCAUGUUCUGGAUGUGGUGCCAUUUUACACUGUGAAGACUCUACUCUUCCUGGCUACAUGAAAGGAGAGAAGUUUACUCUGAAAACUAGAGACGAGCUUUAUGAAUCUGUUUGUCAAAGAUGCCAUUUAAUAAACAAUAAUAAUUUAUGUCUAAAUGUUAAAGUUGGUGCUGAAGAAUAUAAAGACAUUAUAUCUGUGAUAAAAGAAUCCAGGUCAUUGUUGAUUGUUAUGGUGGAUUUACUAGAUAUAGAGAACAGUAUAUUUCCAAAUUUGUUAGAAUCUGUUGGAAAGCAAAAGAAACUUUUUAUCGUUGGAAAUAAAGUGGAUUUGAUUCCGAAAGACUGUCCAUAUUAUCUGAGGAAUGUAGAAGAUAGUUUGAGACAAGCUUGUGUUCGGGCUGGAUUAGAUGACUAUAGUAAUAUUAAACACAUUUCUCUAAUUAGUGCAAAGACAGGCUAUGGUGUAGAAAACUUAAUUACUAAAUUAAUAGAUUAUUGGGGUAUAAGAGAUAAUGUUUAUUUACUUGGGAGUACAAAUACUGGAAAAUCAACAUUAUUUAAUAUUUUCUUAGCAUCUGAUUAUUGUAAGUCAAGAAUUCGAGAUCACAUAAAAAGAGCAACAACAUCUGUUUGGUCAGGCACAACGUUAAAUCUAUUGAAGUUUCCUAUUAUUAAUCCUGAACCACACAGAGUUUUUAAAAGAAGAGAAAGGCUUUCGAGAGAAAAACAGAAUGAAAUGGAAACCAAAUUGCGAAGAGAAAAACUGAAAUUCACUGAAAAAUUAGAUUAUUCAGACACAGUUUUAAAAGAAGAAGAAAGCGAUGUAGAAGAAAGUGGACAAGAAUUGAUCAGUUUUAAGGGGAGCAAUACUGGAGAAAUAGAAGCUCAAGUGUCUGAAAUCAAUGAAAAAGAUGGAAAGCCAUCUUUAAGUUCCUUUUAUGAACAUCAGUUUGUUAAUGUUAGAUGGUUAUAUGAUACACCAGGUGUCAUUAAGUCAGAACAGAUAGUCAAUAUGUUAAAAGAUGAUGAAGUAUUAACUAUAACACCUAAGAAAAGAUUAACACCCAGAGUGUUCAUAUUAGAUCCAGGUCAAGUGAUGUUCAUAUCAGGUUUAAGUAGAUUGGAUUAUUUACAGGGAGAAACUUCCAUCUUUGUAACAGUUUUUACCAAUUAUAAAUUACCAGUAUUUACCAAGAACCUUCAAUCUGCUGAGAAAUUUUAUAACAGACAAAUAAAGUUUGAUACAUUAAGGGUACCAUUAGAAGAAGGACACCAUUUACCACCAUUAGAAGGUCAGACAUUUGAUAUUAUUGGUGAAGGUAGUAGAUAUUCUACAGCAGAUAUUCAACUCUCUUCAUUAGGGUGGAUUUCUAUAGCUAUUCAGAGAAACAAGAUUAUCACAUUAAAAGCCUACACACCAGGAGGAAAUGGUUGUCAUGUUCGUCAGCCAUCUUUGUUGCCCAAUUAUAGAAGUUUUCAAGGUGAUAGAAUAUAUAAAACUAACAAAUAUAAAUAUAGAUUUCCUGAUUAUGAAAAGCAAUAA